Messenger RNA from Haplochromis burtoni (Burton's mouthbrooder), 6209 nucleotides. RefSeq names its product zinc finger protein 512 (gene znf512). The transcript has 16 exons. The record is from RefSeq and is a predicted model, not a curated record. Bases 327 to 3020 code for a protein of 897 amino acids. Lineage: Eukaryota; Metazoa; Chordata; Actinopteri; Cichliformes; Cichlidae. Gene Ontology annotation, molecular function: zinc ion binding.
CCUGAAGGCAGCGGCAGAUGCGGGUCUUAUUUGUUCUCUCCAGCAGGAGGGCGUUCCGCUGAAGAACAUACGAACACACUGUGGUGAAUUAUGCCGGCGUACGUGCGCACUGAUUCAUAUUUAGAUGCUGCCACAGCUUAGCUGUUAUCCCAGGGUCUGUGUUUUUGAACCCCGGGCCUUCCUUGAUGUUAGCCUUCCUGGUGGUAACACUGCCGGGGGAAAGGCGACAGAGGAGGCCAGGCCCGAAGACAUGGAGGCUAGCCGUCCUUGCAGAGGGAGUGAGCUGUAGGACGUGGUGAUUUCUGAGCAGAGUUGGCCCUCCUAGUAUGGACCCCGGCCACAUCGGAGGGGAUAUGUCACCUUUGUAUAUGCCAAGAAAGAGGAAGCCUGUUCACUCACUUUCAAAAAGUGGAGUGCAAUGUCCAGCUGCUGUCCAGCGAAUGCCAGAAAGAGCCUGUGAAGUAAAUACAGUUGGGUACUCAGAGGAGGAUGAGUCCCAAACUGAAGACGGAGUAAAGAUGAAGAGAACUUACAGUAGGAAAAGGUAUGAGGACCUCCAGAGUGUUUCCCUGGGAACAGUAGAUUACUCGACAACCAGCUGUUCUGUGAUGUCAUCAGAUGGCCUGGCCAAUGGGUCAGACCCAGGGUCCAUCGGUCCGCCCACUGCAAGGCUCCCUCCAAGACUGGUCGCGAAGGAUGUUUGGCCUCAAGGCCCAGAAGCUAGCGGGGAGCAGUCCCAGCCUCAUGAUCAGAGCUGGAACUCCAGCAGGGAGCAAGGACCUGACGCCUGGGCUCCAGGCAGAGACCGACCCCAGGACCAGGUGUGGAACUCUGGCAGAGACAGAGGGGGACACUCCAGUCAGGACCAGAUAUGGAUUCCAGGCAGGGACAGAACUCAGUGUGGGCCGGAUCAGUCCUGGAUGACAGGCCGGGAGCGGGGUCCUGAUCAGGGCUGGGCAGCUAGCAGAGAUCAAGGACAGGAUCAGGCCUGGAAUGGAGGCAGAGAUCCAGGAAGGGACCGGGACUCGUCAGGGCCGGAACAAGGGUGGGGUACUGGCCGAGGCCCAGAUCAAACCUGGAACAACACAAACAGGGAUAGAGGGAACGUGUGGAGACCUGACUUGAACAUGAAAAAGGUCCAGAGGCCAGAGAUGGAGCCAAGCCCCGCACCCAAUAACUUCACACAGCCACCAGAGGGCAGAGAAUCCUGUUCAGAUGCUGCCAGUGCUGGUCAGGCCUCAACAGCUCAGCCGAACGAAGACCAGAAACCUUCAAUCCUGCCGGCUAAGAAGGAACCUCCUACUUAUCCUCCAGGAAGCCAAGAGGAACGCUGGCAGCUCCAGAUCGUUGCCAAAGGAAGAGUCACCUGUCCAAAGUGUAAAAGUGUGAGCAGGAAGACUGUGGAGGGGCUGAAGAAACACAUGGAGAACUGCCGACUGCAACCUUUUACCUGCCAACACUGUGGGAAACAGCUCAAGUCUUCAACAGGGAUGAAGUAUCACAUCAUGGCUGACCACAGCCACUUGCCUUCAGCUGAUGAUACCAAGGACCUGGAUGAUCGUGCUAUAAAAGACAAGCUACGUAAAAUCCUGAAGAGACUGGGCAAAUUAAAAUGUUCCAAAGAGGGUUGUAACGCUGCAUUUACCAGCAUCAUGGGCUACGUGUAUCACAUGAAAAAGUGUGGAAAGGAGGAGUCCGAGCUGGAGAAAAUGCUGCUGAACUGCUCUCACUGCGGGAAGACGUAUAAAUCCAAGGCUGGUCUGGAGUAUCACCUGAAAUCAGAGCAUGCUCCUACCCCACAGAAGACUGAGGAAGAUGAGGCACUGAAGGCUCAGAGGGAGGCUAAUCCAGAGAGGACGCCCAGCGGCAGGGUGCAGAGAGCCUCGGCCCAGGUGGCCAACUUCCACCUGGCUGAGAUUGCCAACAAUGAACUGCCCAAAGACUGGCCCAAGAGGAAGUUUCAGUCCGACCUGGUACCAGAUGACAAGAAGUUGAAAUAUGCCCGACCCGGCCUCCCUGCUUUCAGCCAGGAGGUGCUGAGGAAGUGGAAGAAUGAGGUGAAGCUGCAGAGGAAAGUCCAGUGCCCCAACCAGGGUUGCGGUUGCACCUACACGAGUGUGUCUGGACUCAAAGCUCAUCUGGGACUCUGCACGAGGGGCGACUUUGAGGCCGGUAAAUACAGAUGUCUGAUCUGCAAUAAAGAGUUUAACUCUGAAAGUGGAGUGAAAUACCACAUCAACUCUGUCCAUUCACAGGAUUGGUUUGUGACGAACAAAAAAGCCUCCAAGAAGUUUGAGAAGUUCCUUAAAAACCAGCCCAAAGAGGUCGUCCGUAAUGUGGAUAAGCAGACUGUUGAUCAGUACCACCAUCAUCACCUGCAGCAUCAUCCUCAUCAUCAUCAGCAGCAGCACCAUCAACAACACUCACAUCACCACCAUCAGCAGCAGCAGCACCACCAGCUCCAGCACCAGCCUCUGCAGCACCCACUUCAGCCGCUGCAUCACCUCCAACACCAAACUCAGUACCUCCAUCCAGAGAGGCAGAACCUUCCUCCACAAGUGGACCCCCAGCCCCAACAGCCGAUGCUCCAGUACACCAGUUUGGAGCCUCCUCCGGGGCCAGUGUGGGUCGAUAUGGACCACAGAGGAGCCGUGCUGGGGCCGGAGCAGGCCCCGAUCGAAAUGGAAAUGGCUGACAAACCUGAGGAGGACAGUGGUGGGAUGGUGAAGGAUACAAGGAGAGGGAAGGAGGAAAAAGGAGUAGAUGUAGGGGAGAGGGGGAAGGCUGAUAGGAAGCAGAAGGAUUGCUUCACUUUCGGCGGUAGCAGCAGAGGCGGAGGUUGUGGGCGCAGCAGCAGCAGUAGCAGUAGCAGCAGCAAUACCGGCAGCUCAUCGAGCGAAUCGGAGGUCGAGCAGCAGGAGCGGCAGAGACAGAUUGACCAGUGGAGCCUGAAACGACCGGGCAUCAUGGGCCUUUCGCUGAGGCUGGAAAGCGACAGAGAAACAUUUAAAAAGACCUAAAAAAACACACUUUCCUUCACAUUUCAAAUGUCUGCAGCUGAUUUGAAUGGAAGUAGAGAAAAAACGGUGAAGCGAGAAAAACGUCUGCAUAAGUUUUCCACAAGACAAACCUGUGAGACGGCAGCUGAGACAAUUAAAUCCACUAACCUUUCGGAAGUGACGGUGGAUGCCUUGAAGACAAGCUCUCAAGCUGUGAGCGUGGAAAGCUCAGACUGCUCGUGUCCAGAGGCUGUUUCUGUCUUGAAAUGGUUGUCGUUGUAUAACCUUGAGAAAUGUAGUUUAUCGUGUUUAUCUGUAACAGAUUGUUUCCACCAACUUUAAUUGUCUUAUUGUUUUAAAAGGUUUCAUAAAACUCUUCUUGUCUUUCAUGUUUUGAUUUAAAUGGUAAAUGGCCUGUAUUUGUAUCGCGCUUUACUCAGUCCCUAUGGACCCCAAAGCGCUUUACACUACAUUCAGUCAUCCAUCCAUUCACACACACAUUCACACACUGGUGAUGGCUACAUUGUAGCCACAGCUGCCCUGGGGCGCACUGACAGAGGUUAACCUGAACAGAGACUGCCAGGUGGAGUGUUUACUUGUACUUGUCUAGUCACACUCUCUGAAGACAUUCUGUGCCUCUCGAGUAUGAUUAGUAUGACUUCAUACUACUCAUCACUUUUAAUUAUGACUGAUCACCAUCCUUGGUGAAGUAAUGUUGGAAAUGACAGGAUCACUGUUCACUGGCUUGGAUUCUUCUGUCUGUCUGAUGUUGUUUUCAUUUCAGAUUUUUUUUAUAUAAUUUUGUAUUUAGUUGCCAUUCUUAAGUGAAACCUGCUGCCAGUUUACAGACUUUUGGGCAUGUACAUGUGACAUAUAAGUAGCAUUGAAGCAAAUCUAAUGUAAAAGGAAAGAAAUGAAAAUAACAUUGUAUCAACCAACACUUUAUUUCCUAAAGUGUACUGGAAACAUCAGUACUGUUCUUAUUAAGUGCAAAACAGCUUAGGCAAGUAAUCGUGUCCAUUGUAUGACUGCAACUCAUAUCCAUCAGUUACAGAAUAUAAUGAGCAGUCUGAAACCACGUAUCACCAACACAGCUGGAAAUUCCCUCCUAAACUGAAUCUCUUGAUCCUGAUAAUGUUCUGAUAAUUUCUUGAGAACUUGAAGGCCAUAUUAAACAUUUAUUUUCUUAUUUUUCUUUUGAUAUUAGUGAAUAUAUGGCACAAAACGUCCAGUUUUUCGCUAUAAUCACUUCUAAACCUCUGGUAAAGAUUUCAUGCGCAUAAAAUCAGUAACAUUUUCCUUAAUCCUGUGAACAAACUGACAAAUUAACCAAGCACACAGCCUCCUUAGUGGAGGUAGCUACAGGAUGUACCCCCGGUUAAUUAAAGCUCUGUUCGUGUAGGAUUAUUUGCUGUAACCUGUGAAGUCGGAAACCUUAGAAAAUUUGUUAUGUACCAAGAAACAGAAACAAACAUAGUUUAAUUUGUUUGCGUAGAAAUUAACCCGUGAGUGACAUGACGUGAUUUUUUGUUCUUUUAUUUUUGUUGAAAUGUAAGAAUCCUUUAUUUGCCAAAAUCUGGUUCAGCGUCAGCAGUUAAAAAUAAUCUUAACUCAAGUUAUGCGUGUGUUGCUUUAUUGGCUUUAUUAGAUAAGUGCAGUGAAGAGUGACAGGAAAGUGGAGGGAGAGAAAGAGGUCGGAUUGAAACCUGGGCUGGCCGCUCCCAGCAACACAGUGUAUGGUCACCUAUACCAAAAAAAAAGAAAAACAUCAGUAAAUGUUAAAAACAACUAUUUUGUCUCUUCUUUAUUUCACAUUUUUAUGUCACAUUUGAUUAUGUUGUGCAGACCUUCAGUCAGAGUGCAUGCAUCCUCCCAGCUCUCCUCCACUGACAUAAAUGCAGCUGACUGGGGUGUGAUGAAUGGAAGCUAACUGUCAUGUAACAUGAAGGAUAUUCACUCUUAUUUAACCGACAGCAUGUAGCCUAAUGUUUACGUACUCUGUGUUUUGUAUCUCCUACAGUGGGAAAUUGUCACGUCAAUCAGUUCUGUGAUGUUUUCCUAUAAAUGUGCAUAUUUCUUUACAAAUUUAUUUUGAAUGUAUAAAUGUGUUUAGUUCUUGUUUCUCUCAUUUCUUCUGCACUCCCAUAGAGCUGGAUAAAUGAACCAUUUAACACAAAUUGUCUCUUAAUCAGUGAAAUUAUGUAAAGUGAAAAACACCCAUGACUGUAUUUACUGUUUGAUUUUCUUUAAAGUGCUUUAACUCUCUUUACCCUCCAUCAGAUGCCUUUAGGAUGAAUAGUUGGCGUUGUUUAAGUCUCAAAUUAGAAAACGCAUUAUUUUUUUAUUUUUAUUAUUGUUAUUCUCUGUUCAUUUUAAGUGUUGGUGAACAUUUGGUUCUGAGUUGUGUCAGGACCUCUGCAUACUUACUUGCAAGUCUCUUUUUUUCAUUUUUAGACUGUUAAGACUGAAAAGUCUUUAAAACAUGAAUUUUACUUUAGUUUUAUAUCUGUCUUUGUCACUAACCACUGCAGAUUUCUUUUGAUGGUGUUUGUACGUAAGAGGGAAAUAAUUAUAAGACUUAAGUCGGUAGUUUCUAAUCUUUGUGGGUUGUGAUCUCAUGAAGUGAAGCCAGCAUCUACCUUCAUGAGAGAUUGCGUUUUCUUUGUGGUCACUUUAUUAGGUACACCUGUCCAAUCUUAAUUCGAUUCAGUUCAACUCUCUGAAUGUAAAGCCUACUUUCUGUCUAAAAUAUUGAGGGUUUGCUUAAUAUAUGAAUUCUUUUGUAUUGUAAUAUGAUGGACGAGAACAUUUUUAUCAUGAUGAGCUCUAUAAUAAACACAAUAGCACAUUUCUGAUAUUCUUCAACAUAAUCUACACAUGAAAGUAGAUUUUUUUAGAGCCGAAAUAAUUUACAAGAUAACUGAUACUGACAGCUGCUGGAGCCAAAACAGUAAAACACCUGUGACAAAAUAGCUUGAAUGAAUUAAUUUAGCUCAACAAAAUAGCCCAAUUAAAGAGAAAACAAAUGAGCUCAAUUUAGCUCAACAGGUAAAAUUAUUAAUAUUUCUCCUUCUUUUGGGUGUUCACUUUCGGGGGUUACCACAGCACAUCAUCCUCCACAUUCUUAGCCUCUAGGUCAGGGGUAGGGAGAGAGCCGGUGUCCUGCAGGUUUUAGAUCUCACCCUGGGUCACCACACCUGAAUCUGAAAA